Striga hermonthica is the source of this 567-nucleotide messenger RNA. NCBI's taxonomy places the organism in Eukaryota, Viridiplantae, Streptophyta, Magnoliopsida, Lamiales, Orobanchaceae. The record is from the annotation of a GenBank genome assembly.
AUGAGCAAAGGAGGGGCCGCCGGCGGUGGGGCCCAGAAAGGCGGGAAGAAGAAGGCGUCGACGUUCGUGAUUGACUGCGGGAAGCCGGUGGAGGAUAAGAUCAUGGACAUCGCCUCACUGGAAAAAUUCCUUCAGGAGCGCAUCAAGGUUGGAGGCAAGCCUGGAGCGCUUGGGGACACUGUCACCGUCGCCAGGGACAAGACUAAAAUCACUGUGACGGCCAACGACACCGCCUUCUCCAAGCGGUACUUGAAGUACUUGACAAAGAAAUAUCUUAAGAAGAACAAUGUGCGUGAUUGGCUCCGGGUGAUAGCUUCAAACAAGGACCGAAAUGUCUACGAAUUGAGGAUGCUUCUUAAUGACCAUAUGGUGCACGUGUCUACCUCCGACACCCCACUUCUCGACUUCCUACAAUAUGCAGAAGUCCUGUUCCAUCAUUGGCUCGAAGAGUUCCUGGUCGAGGAUGAAAUGGAAUCUAAGGGUGAGGCAGGACCCGAGGAUGAGGAUACCGAGGAGGACCCCAGUGAGCAUCCCGACAAAGAGUACCCCGAGAUCCUAGUCAUAUAG